Diuraphis noxia (Russian wheat aphid) is the source of this 2839-nucleotide messenger RNA. RefSeq names its product tubulin polyglutamylase ttll-4-like. Gene Ontology annotation, biological process: microtubule cytoskeleton organization; protein polyglutamylation. Lineage: Eukaryota; Metazoa; Arthropoda; Insecta; Hemiptera; Aphididae. The record is from RefSeq and is a predicted model, not a curated record. Gene Ontology annotation, cellular component: ciliary basal body. Gene Ontology annotation, molecular function: tubulin-glutamic acid ligase activity; tubulin binding.
UAAGAAUACCUAUACAAGUUCGUAAAAUAUGAAUAAUAAAUCAUAUUCAUUAUUAACCAAAGAGAUGAUCAAUAAUUCUGAACAUGACGGAACUUUACCAGAAAAUUGUUUUUGCYCUGUAUGUAAUGUACAUAUGAAUAGAAUGAAAAGAUCUCGACCACUUGAUACCCACCAAGAACAUAACGCAUUGUCAUCAGACGGGAUAAAAGAUCGGUGGUGUCCUAUUGAUCGAUUAUCAACUAUUCGUACCAACUCACAUCAAACAAUAGAUCACAACUCAGAAAGGCUACUAAAAUUAAAUCCCUAUCCUAUUUUGGAUUCUGAUCCUACAUUGGACAGUUUAAACUAUUCAAAUGCAUUAUCCAGAUCUCCUAAUUCAUUAGGAAACAAAAAGAAAGAUUAUACUACACAGUCUUUGUAUGAAAUCGAACAUAAUGAUAGACGUAAUGAUGUUUUUCAAUAUCAUAAUAAUUCAAGACAGUGGGAAGAAAAUGAAAACUGCGUAGAUCAAGAAGAGUAUCAUAAUGUUGAUCAAUUUAAUUAUACAUCAAUUAAAAAGUAUGAUGCGCAUAUAAGACAACCCCCUGUUCAUCGCCAGCGUAAAAUAUUACCAACGGUUCCUCCUAAACCUCUUAUUUCUACAAAUUGUAUUCAAAAAAUAGGAUGCUCAUCUUUAACCAUAAAUGGUCAUUUGAAUAAUACAAGUUCAAAGAAUAAAGAUCUCGUGGACAUUCCAAAUCAGAAAACACUUGUCAACCAUGUACGAAUAGCUACAUUUAUGCCUGUAGAAUCAAAAGAAAUAUUUAAAUCAAAGAACCAUAUUAAAGAUUCAUCUAAGGCUAAAGAWUCAUUGAUGGUUACUAAAGAAGACAAACUAAUUUAUGAACAAACAAGUCUAAAAUCAGAAUUAAUACUUAAUAGUGAUAUUUAUGACACAGAAAAAUCAAUAUUUUCUGAUAAAAGUAUUAAAACAUUAACACUUAACACUAGACGGCGAACUGAUAAUAUAAAUAAUACAUCUGUGUUUUCUGUUAAUUCGUGUAAUACACACUUGGACUUAACAUCUGAAAAUGCUCGAAAAACAUUAGAAUCUCCAUUAGUGCAAACCCUUAACAARAGUAUUGGACAAGAUUCUAUGACUGAUGAACCAAAUAAAUUAGCUUUUGACCAUUUGUUUUCAGGUACUCAAUUACAAAAGGAUAAUUUUGAAUAUCAUUCAGCAUUACGCCCGAGUUUAUUUUCUAAUAUGCCACCUUACAUAAGAUUUUCUUCCCAUGAUAUUAAAGGUGAAUCAUUUCCACUAUCUUUGCAAAAGUUAUUAAAGUGGAAACUAAGUUCUAUAACUCCAAUUGUUGUACGUCGAACUAUUCAAAAUAGUGGUUUUAAACUUGUUAGAAAAUCUAAUGAUUGGGUUGGAACAUGGGGUAAACAUAUGAAAUCAUUGUGUUUCAAAACACUUCGGGAACAACAAAAACUUAAUCAUUUUCCGGGUACUUUUCAAAUUGGCCGCAAAGAUAGGUUGUGGAAAAACUUGCAUCGAUUAAUGUUGAAAUAUGGUAAGGAAAAUUUUGGCUUUAUACCUACAUCAUAUAUACUACCUCAAGAAGCUAGAAUUUUACGACAAGUUUGGGAAAAAAAUGAUGAAGAUAAAUGGAUUGUUAAACCGCCAGCAUCUGCUAGAGGAACUGGCAUUCGUGUUAUUUCUAAAUGGAGUCAAAUACCAAAGAAAGUACCUUUAGUUGUUCAAAGGUACAUAGAUAAUCCAUAUCUAAUUAAUGACACCAAAUUUGAUUUAAGACUGUAUAUACUCAUCACUUCAAUAAAUCCACUUCGCCUAUAUCUUUAUGACAAUGGCCUUGUGCGAUUUGCUUCUGUUAAGUAUUCAUCUGAUCUUACCACUCUAUGUGAUCGAUAUAUGCAUUUAACAAACUAUAGCAUUAAUAGACUUAGUAGCCAGUAUACUCAAAAUGAAGAUGCUGAUGCGUGUCAAGGUCAUAAAUGGACAUUAAAAUCACUAUGGACAUAUAUGGAAAAAGAACGCAAGGUCGAUGUUAAAAAAUUGUGGGAGAGCUUAGAAGAUCUGGUCGUUAAGACUGUCAUCAGUGGUGAAUCACCAAUGAGUCAAAUGUGCCGUUCAAAUCUGAGCAAUAGAUAUAAUGCUUAUGAAUUAUUUGGAAUAGAUGUUUUGUUUGAUGAAUAUCUUAAACCUUGGAUAUUGGAAGUCAAUAUAUCCCCUUCAUUGCAUUCUUCGUCUCCACUUGACUUGGCUGUUAAGGGACCAUUGGUCAAAGAUCUAAUGAAUAUGGUUGGCUAUCAUAUCCCAAACAAAAUGUCUCAAAGUACACAUAAUACCUUACUCAAGAUGUUAGGAGUCAAAUCACCACUAUGCUAUGAUAAAAGAUUAUAUACAUUUAAUUUAUCUGCUAAAGAAAAAGAAAAACAAGAAUAUUAUACAAAUGCUGAAUCCAGAGUAGAAUAUAUUGAUAGCAUAUUAGAUGAUCUAUUACCAGACGAUAUUCGGCAUCUUAUCAUUUAUGAAGAUGAACUCACACAAAUUGGCUCGUUUCAAAAAGUAUUUCCAACCACUUUAUCUUUUAAAUAUCAUCAAUACUUUGAAGGUUCUAGAUAUUAUAAUAUGCUUUUUGAUGCAUGGGAAUGUAAAUACAGUAACAACAGAGAUGAAGUUUUAUUUUGUUUUCAUUUUUCAAUGUCUGCUGCUGAACGUCGUCAUAUGGUGUAUACAUCUAUAACAAUGUCUGACGAAGGAGAUUGGAUUAGUGACGAUUUUCCAUUUGAUGAUGAUUCUACAUCAGCCACUAGUCAUCCAAUGGUUUCCUGA